Messenger RNA from Cololabis saira (Pacific saury), 1323 nucleotides. RefSeq names its product alpha-2-HS-glycoprotein-like. The record is from RefSeq and is a predicted model, not a curated record. Gene Ontology annotation, biological process: negative regulation of endopeptidase activity. NCBI's taxonomy places the organism in Eukaryota, Metazoa, Chordata, Actinopteri, Beloniformes, Belonidae. The transcript is spliced from 7 exons. Gene Ontology annotation, molecular function: cysteine-type endopeptidase inhibitor activity. Gene Ontology annotation, cellular component: extracellular region; blood microparticle; extracellular matrix. Bases 76 to 1128 code for a protein of 350 amino acids.
AGACUGCGCGAGAUCCCCCUCAUCUCACCAUCUUCUCCCUGACCGCUCUGGACGCCUGUUGCAUCUCCUACAGACAUGAAUCUCCUGGGUUUCACUGUGGCUCUGGGACUGCUGGCAGGGAUACGGGCUCAGAUUAAUGUGCUGCGGCCCCCGUGCGACUCCCCCGAGGCUGAGGACGCUGCGCUGGCGGCCCAGGAUUACCUCAAUGCCCAGCACAACCAUGGCUACAAGUACGCAUGGAACAGGAUCGAAGACAUCAAGAUCAACACCAUGCCUGAUGGAAACCACACGUUUGUCCUGGAGCUGGACUUGCUGGAGACAGACUGUCACGUGUUGGACCCUACACCUGUUGCCAACUGCACAGUCAGGCCCAAAAGACUGACGGCAGUCGAAGGAGAUUGUGAUGUGGUGUUGAAGAGAGUUAGCGGGGUCUUCACCGUCACAGCCUUCAAGUGUAAAACAGAGGAAUCCACAGAGGACUUGUGCCUUGGUUGCCCCACCCUCCUUCCCUUAAACCACACUGGAGGUCUGGAUUUUGUCCAGGCCUCUUUGACAGCGCUCAACAACCUGAAUGAAAAUGUAACCUACACCGUUCUGGAGGUUGGAAGGAUGUCUUCAACGGUUGUGUCAGGGGGAGCGAUGUACAGAGCUGAGUAUGUUGUAAUUGAGGCCAAUUGCAUCAACGAUACUUGUGUGCCCUUAAACGACUCCAUGGCCGCACGUGGAAUUUGCAUUGCUGAAGGUCAACAAAAUGCCACUGUGGACUGCAAGAUGUUUUCCACUCUGAUGCCCCUCAUGGAUGCCAACAGUACUGCAGCUGCAGAGCCUGCCUUCCCACCAGUUGUUGCCACUCACAAACACGGUGUGAGGCACCACAAACUUACUGCUUUCCAUAAUCCUCUUUUGAGCACGUUGUUGUCUGCAGAGUCAGUGGAAGUUGUGUCCGUAGUCUCCAACUUAACAGAUAUCGCUCCAGGUUCUUUGUCAGCUUCAGACGCCUCAGACAGUGCAGAGAUGCCCAUCACCCUGCAGAAGAGAGAUUUAUCUGCUGCGAUAGUAGAAGAGGUUGGUCAAGCAGGACCCAUGUCCCCCGUGCCAGUGUGCCCAGGAAGGGUCAGAUUUUUCUAGGUGCUGAAAUAUUUCAAAGACUCAAAACAUGAGAACUGCACUGGUGCUAGCGUAACCAACUUAUGUUGUGGUAGGUGGCUGUACACUCGACAAGUAAUCAUUUGAAAUUGAGAUCACGAGCAUUGCAAGACUUCUGUCUCUAGAAAAUGGAAGAUUUGCAUGUAAUGCCAUUGAAUAAAUCAUAAGUAAAAUCUG